Truncatella angustata is the source of this 405-nucleotide messenger RNA. Its product is annotated as Endoribonuclease L-PSP/chorismate mutase-like protein. Gene Ontology annotation, molecular function: deaminase activity. NCBI's taxonomy places the organism in Eukaryota, Fungi, Ascomycota, Sordariomycetes, Amphisphaeriales, Sporocadaceae. The coding region runs from base 1 to 405 and encodes 134 amino acids. The transcript is spliced from 3 exons. The record is from RefSeq and is a predicted model, not a curated record. Gene Ontology annotation, cellular component: cytosol; mitochondrion.
AUGUCUCCAAUCGAGCGUGUGUUCACGGACAAGGCGCCCAAGCCACUGCCUCAGUUUUCGCAGGCUGUCAAGUACAAUGGUUUGGUGUAUUGCUCGGGUAACAUUGGCUUUGACCCAGCAACGUUCACGCUGGUUGAAGGUGGUGUGAAAGAACAAACCCGACGGGCUCUGCAGAACUUGUCUGCAGUGUUGGAGGAGGCGGGCAGCGGCUUCAGCAAUACCCUCAAGGUCAACAUUUUCUUGACAACGAUGGACAACUUUGCUGCUAUGAAUGAGGCCUGGGACGAGUUCUUCACCAUGGACGUCAAACCAUGCCGCACUUGCGUUGCCGUGUAUCAGCUGCCAUUCAGUGCUCUGGUGGAAAUUGAAUGCACGGCUUUUCUGAACUCUGGAUCGAAGCUGUAA